This is a messenger RNA of Callorhinchus milii (elephant shark), 2673 nucleotides long. It is a transcript of the gene syt17, whose product is annotated as synaptotagmin XVII. Gene Ontology annotation, molecular function: syntaxin binding; clathrin binding; phosphatidylserine binding. The record is from RefSeq and is a predicted model, not a curated record. The transcript has 8 exons. Lineage: Eukaryota; Metazoa; Chordata; Chondrichthyes; Chimaeriformes; Callorhinchidae. Bases 91 to 1515 code for a protein of 474 amino acids. Gene Ontology annotation, biological process: calcium-ion regulated exocytosis; regulation of calcium ion-dependent exocytosis; cellular response to calcium ion. Gene Ontology annotation, cellular component: membrane.
GAGGAGGGAGAGAGGGAGAGGGAGAGAGGAGGGAGAGAGAGUGAUGCACAAGGACCAGGUACAUAUGAAGUAGUGAGACCCUGAGUGGAGAUGGCGUAUAUACAGUUGGAACCAAUAAACCAGGGGUUUCUCUCUCGAAUAUCAGAUUUUCUUCUGUGCAGAUGGACUUGCAGGAAUUGUUGUGAAAAGUGUUAUGACUGCAGUUGCUGUCAGACCAGUGAAGAUGAGGUGGAAAUCUUAGGACCGUUUCCUGCUCAGACACCACCUUGGCUGAUAAGCGAUCGUACCAAUGACCAGGAGGCAGAUUUAGACAGUGCAAGUAGUGACCCUCCGCAGACUCCUCAAAGCAGCUCUUCUGAUAGACGGAGAUCCUCAGAUACAUCACGUUCCACUUACAGCCUGACCAGACGAAUUUCGAAUCUAGAGACGUCCAGACGCCCGAGCUCUCCGCUGAUUGACAUCAAACCUAUUGAGUUUUGGACAAUUGGAUCGAAGAAGGAAAUAGUUCAACCUAAAGUAUUCAGGAAACCAUAUGCUCCCGAGGACUACUUCCGGAAAUUUGAACCGAGACUCUACUCUGUUGAUUCAAACAGUGACGAUGUGGACUCUUUGACCGAUGAGGAGAUUCUGUCCAGGUAUCAGCUUGGCAUGCUCCACUUUAGCACUCAAUACGACCUCCUGCAUAAUUAUCUGACAGUGCGGGUGAUCGAAGCCAGGGAUCUGCCUCCUCCUAUCUCAUACGAUGGUUCCAGACAAGAUAUGGCUCAUUCUAAUCCAUACGUCAAGAUGUGCCUCCUACCAGAUCAGAAGAACUCAAGGCAAACAGGAGUCAAACGCAAGACUCAGAACCCGGUUUUUGAGGAACGCUACACGUUUGAAGUUCCUUUUUUAGAAACGCAGAGAAGGACUCUCCUUUUAACAGUUGUUGACUUUGAUAAAUUUUCACGUCAUUGUGUUAUUGGGAAAGUUGCAAUGUCUUUAAACGAAGUUGACCUGGUAAAAGGUGGACAUUGGUGGAAGGCACUAGUUCCAAGUUCUCAGAAUGAAGUGGAACUAGGGGAGCUACUGAUCUCUCUUAAUUAUUUGCCAAGUGCAGGAAGGCUAAAUGUGGAUAUCAUUAGGGCAAAACAGCUUCUACAGACAGAUAUGAGCCAAGGAUCAGAUCCAUUUGUGAAAGUUCAGCUGGUGCACGGAUUAAAAUUGGUGAAAACCAAAAAGACAUCUUGCAUGAAGGGAACCAUAGACCCGUUCUACAAUGAAUCCUUUAGUUUCAAAGUUCCAUCUGAAGAGUUGGAAGAUAUCAGCUUAGUUUACACAGUUUACGGUCACAACAUGAAGAGCAGCAAUGAUUUUGUCGGCAGGAUUGUCAUCGGCCAAUACUCCACAGGGGCCCCGGAAUCCAACCACUGGCGGCGGAUGCUUAGCUUACAUCGGACCUCGUCGGAGCAAUGGCACAGCUUGCGAUCCCGCGCCGAGUGCGACCGGGUCUCGCCUGCGUCGCUGGAAGUGACGUGAUGGAACCACCUCUGCCAAAGCUGCAAACCAAGCUGUUACAGUCAAUAGUCACCAACUGGAUGAAGGACAGGGGCAGACUCCGCCUAUGUACCUCAACAAAGAAGAAGAAAACAAAUAUCUUAACGUACAAUCAUGCAUCAAACACUGCCACGGCAUCCACAAUUUAUUCGUAUCCUCAUUUCCAGAGAUAGAUGAGCACUGACAAAGUGAUUCAUGUAGUCGUGUUGGGUAAUGUGCCGUCAUAUGAUACAAAUGCGAGAAACAACUAGUUUAAGGUACACUUGAUUGUCCCUAUGUUGUUAUAGAUUUUUUUAAAAAAAGUCAAUGUGAGCUUUUUUUGGUGUCAUUGGUGAAAUCUGAGUGUUUCGAUGGGUCUGGUAUUUGUGGAAGUCAUCAAUAUUUGGAGGAUUACUGUAAUUGUGUGGAUAUGACUGGAACGUGUCGUCUCUAGUGCUGUAUGUCAUGCCACAAUGCUUAUGAAUAACAAGACCCCACUGUCGAUAGAUUAUCAAUAGAAUAUUACAUUGGUAUUUGAACGUAUUGUUGCUAUAAUGAACAAUCUGAGAUCCGUAGAACUGUUUGAUGAAUUGUGCAGAAUAGCUGUGAGCACAUAUAUCGUUAGUCUCGGAACCUCCUGCUAUAUUGACAUGUUGAUGGGAUAAGUUACUGAUGCGACGUGUUUUACAGAGAGUCUUGGGUCUUUGCGUGAUUGGUAUGCAGUGUUUGAGUACUUAGGUAAAAGGAUGUCCGGCUGUAGCUCUAGUUAAUCAGUCAGAAAGUAACAACUAUUCCGAAUUCCCAUCAGUGUUUCAAUAAAGCACAUUGGUAGAUACAGGAAAUAUUUAUUCUGAAUAAAGCCAACAUAUAGAUGCCAUGCAUUCACCUUGUCUUGCAUUGACGAUGCUGAUCAACAAACUCGGUUGUGUCCAUUUUAAGCCAAACCGCAAACAAUAUGGUAGUGGGAUCGCCACAGACAGAGACACAUGGCUCUGCCUUGGACUUAAAGCUUCCUUCACCUGUAUGGAUAUCACAGAUGUAAUAGACAUGUCUAGUGUAAGUUAUAUUAAAUGUAUGUUCUGUACCUGUAUGUGAUGGGCUGUAACAGAGUGAAGAUUAAAAAAGUAAACUUUAUAUUUUCAAAAUAUUCUUUCGAAAGCA